Molecule: messenger RNA, 1337 nt
Organism: Exaiptasia diaphana
Lineage: Eukaryota; Metazoa; Cnidaria; Anthozoa; Actiniaria; Aiptasiidae
Product: probable RNA polymerase II nuclear localization protein SLC7A6OS
Exons: 12
Coding region: 1-1113 (370 amino acids)
Biological process (GO): developmental process
Source: RefSeq, a predicted model, not a curated record
AUGGCGGCUUCAUUGGAAUGCUCGCUUAAUACGGAUCAAAAAGGUGUAGUUUUACGUGUGAAACGAAAGAGAACCGAUGAUGCAGUUGAAGCUUUAGUUGUAUCCCAUAUAAUACCUUCCAAGAAAGCGCACUUAUCAAGUGAUGAUGUAAACAAGCCAACUAAUGAUAAUGUGACAAAUGAGGUAUUUAGAUUAUUGGGAACUUGUAAUGAAAGAGAUGACAGUAGAAGUAAAGAUUUAUUGAUAAAUGUUUCUAAAACAAAAAACAAAAUCCGUGAUGAUUUUAAGACAAAUUCUAAAGGAAUAAAAGAACAAACGAAGAAAAAGCAGAUGAAGCGAGAAGCAAAAAGGGAGUCACAUAGUGAUGCAAGGUUUCGUAUCAUCAGUAAAUUACGACAAGAUGGAAGUUCUGAUGAUGUCAAAUCAACUGAAACUGUGGACCCUAAGUUACAGAGGACAGUAUCAUCUGACAGCUCUACUGAUUCAGCUGAUGAUGAAGUGAGAAGAUUGUUUACAGUUUAUGAUUUAGUGAGAGAUGAUUUACAAGAUGACAAAAGGACAAGAGAUUCAGCAAUGGAGGGCAAAACAGAAGACACAAAUACAAUAUUGUGUAAUUCAGUCAAGAUGAUUCGUGAAAAGCUUGCUGUUUCUGAAGUCAAAAAGCCAGACAUUYUAGAGGAAAAUUAUGUGUAUGAUUAUUACUAUGCGCCAAAGAGCAACCGAGAGUUUGGUGAUGUUCUAGAGAUUACUUGCUUUGAUGAUGAUGAUGAAUUCUACCUGGAAACAGCAGACAGGGAGUUUGAAGCAACAUUUGAGGAUGAUGAUGAUUCUAACGAUGAAAAUAAUUGGCGUAAUGAYUACCCAGAUGAAGGGACRUGGUCAUCUGAUGAAGAAACCAAACCACGUAGGAUGAACAUGGGGCCUGAUUUUGGUUUUAGUUAUGGAAUGGAUGACGAUGACGAUAUAAAAUAUGACAAAAGAGCUUUUGGAGAAGAUUUGACAAGUGAUGAAGAUGAUGAACUGAAUGACUAUGGACAACCAUACAGUCUUUCGUCUCGGAAAGAAGUGUAUAAUGAAGAAUUAAGUGAUGAUCCCGAUCUUGACAAUCUCUGAAAUKACCACCCUAAUGGUACCCAAASAUCAACCUCGUUCCCAAGCUCUUUCAAGCCCUUAAAAGCGAAGGGCCUGUGAACAAGGUUGAUCCAUGAACGCUUGUUCUUUUACUUGAGUUUUCUAGCGUUGUAAAGAAAWUAGAAAUAAUUUGUAGAAAUGAAUGCAAAUUGAAUUAUAGAAAUAAAGGAAUUUUGAAAUAUAAAAAAACAAUUAGUGUACGUUAA